UCCACCAUGCGGUUGUAAGAUCAGAUUUUGUCCAGUGUCACAGAUCCCCCGCAGCACGCCUUGGCUACUGUACUGCUAUGAGACCCACCGGACGUCCGUGACACCAUUCCCGAGUUUGAAAUCAAUACUGUCGCCGUGAUCUGCUUAUUGAGUGCUGUGCCAGCCUUAGCGUAAUGUACAUCUAAAUUAAAGAAACCCAACCAGUGUAAAAGGGGGAACCAUGCUGUGGAGGAACGGAAAACUGAAGCUCAUUUGCCAUGUCUAAGGUGGCUGGGAAGAAACUGCAUUGGCGCUCCAAAGUGCAGGAGAACUUCGUGCCACUGUUAGGCGGCUCUGGAGAACUGGGCGUGGCCAUUGGGGGCGGAGCCGAUUAUGGGGAGUUUCCUUUCGUCACUGCUGCCCCGGGAGGCGGGAUAACAGUUGGUGACAUCAUCUUGGAGAUUGGAGGGACCCCUGUUCUGGGGAUGACCUUAGGUGAUGUUCGUGGGGUGCUCAACUCCUGUCCCCAUCCAGUUCGCAUCAAGACCGUCUCACCAGGCUCAACACUGUGUAAGGAUCUGAGAUUAUAUCUGAGUAAGUGUUUCACGCCCGGUUCCAUGGACAGUCAGCUUCAGCAAGUCAUACGUGAAAAUCUCUACCUGCGUGCUGUACCCUGUACAACCAGACAGCCUCGAGAUGGGGAGAUCUCAGGAGUGGAUUAUAACUUUGUGUCCGUAGAGGAGUUCUUCUCUCUAGAGGAGUCGGGAGCACUACUGGAGAGCGGCAAAUUCAAAGGGAACUACUACGGGACCCCGCGGCCGGUGCACAUUGGGCCAGACAGCCCGCCCAUUACCUACCAGGAGCACCGCAGCCUGCUGAGAAAGUUCCGCACACGCUGCAAGUCACUCAGCAACCUGGAGAAGGCGGAGGAGGGCUAUAACAGCGAGGAAGACUCCGGCCUGUCAGUAGGCGGUUCGGGAGGUGCCAACAGCAUCCCUGCCCACACUUCAUCCCCCAGCCAAUCACGUGACUCCAGUGGAGGAGAUGGCAGUGCCUUGGAGAAUGGGGGCGGACCCAGCAGAGGUUUACAAGGGGCGGGGCUUGAAACAUGGGAGAUGACCUACAGUGACUCAGGGGAACCAUAUUAUACAGAUCAUCAGCCCAAACCGGCACCCUGGCACAGCUACCGAUCCUCCAGCAAAGAGGCCGCGGGCAUGACCGAACUGGGGGAGUUCACGGACCAGCCAGGGGAGUUGAGAGGUUACUCCGUGCACACCCAGCUGUACAAAGGGCCUCGGGGUUUUGGUUUCAACAUUGUAGGGGGCAGCCGCAAUAGAGAGUUCCUUCAGGUCUACAGUAUCACGUCCGGGGGUCCACCCACACUCAACCCAGCGGACAUCCUGGUGUACAUCAAUGACUCAUGUGUGCUGGGUACCUCCCACAAAGAGGUGGUGGAAAUGCUGAAGGCUGUCCCUAUCGGCCAGAGCGUGGACGUGGUGGUCCGGAGGGGGUACCCCAUGCUAUAUGACCGUGACGGCUGCCGCAGACAGCACCAACCCGGGCUCCUGGACGCCCAGGACCCUGCUUCAAAGCCUCCACCUCCACCUCCGCCCACCACCACCCAGCCCCAGGCGCAAGGUCUGCUCCCACGGACCCAGGCACACCUCAGCCGUGAUGGGACAAUGGUCCAUGCUGAGGGAAGGUAUCCUGGAUCUCUAAGGGGGAGGGCGUCCAGGUUGAGUCUGGAUGCUAACGGCAACACUUCGCAUCUCUCUCCACCUCCAAGACCCUCACCUUCGUACUCGUUCUCCAAUGGAGGCGAUGGCAGUUUCCUAGGGACGCCACCUUCUGCAAGGGGUAUCAGGCGACUGCAGAGUGCAGAUCUGGCCAGCCAAAGCGACAGUGAGGUGGUGUCCGCUAUUGGAUCACACAGGGCCUCCCUCAUUCGAAACCACAACAACAACUCCCUCUGUCCUCCGUCACCUCUGCGCCUCUACUCUGCCAAGUUCUCUGAGGGUGACCUCUCUUCCUACAUGCCCACGCCACCUGCCUCCUGCGUGCCCCUCCACCUCACAGAAACAAGCCCCACCCCCAGCUCCUCCUCCCCUGGCAGGGGGCAACAUUACUCAAAGCCACGCAAGCCAAAGCACUCUCUGCUCACCCCUCCCACCAGCGGGCACUCAGACGGAUUGUACUUCACCUUCAACGGUGCCGCGAGCGCCAGCAGUGGCAGCCCUGGCAGCAGCAUCCCCUCGCCGGCGACCAGAAGUGGUGGGGGCAGAGAGCUGGUGCCAGUCGCCCUGGCAAAGUGCGAGGAUGGCAGGGGGAUGGGCUUCAGCGUGACUGCUGGUGGGCAUGGUGGGAGGAGGGUGCUGGUGAAGAGAGUGUGGGACCUGCAGCAGUGCGGUGGCCUCCAGCCCGGGGAUGCCAUCGUGAAGGUCAACGGCGCAGAUGUGCAGAGCCUCAGCUUCACUCAGGUCCAACGGAUCCUGCAGGAACACACCAGAAGGGAAGAAGUCAUUCUGCUGGUUCAGAGAAGAGGCCCCUUACUUUCUCCCGUGUCUCCAAACCCUGUGCACCCACACAGCUCCACCCCUCCAUGCCCUGCUUCCACCUCACAGGACACACCUUCUCUGCCACGGAACUCCAUCACUCCGCCCCCUCAAGCACUGGUGCGCUCCUCACUGGUCCAGAGCACCAGCUUCCUGGACUCCGUGCCUGUCACUCUGACCUUGGAGCCACGUGAUUGGAUGUACUUGGAGGAUGGCGGGACCGUACUUAGUCCCAGGGUUAGGACGGAGGAGAAGGCCCGGCCCUCUGCGCAGAGGGGGGUUGAGGUGGAGCUCAGGAGGAGGCCAGGAGAAGGAUUUGGCUUUGUCAUUGCAUCACAGGAUGUGGAGAACAGCAGAGCGGCAUCUCUGCUUCCCCACCGCUUUGUGACGGUCCGCCGCGGUAGUCCUGCAGCACGCAGUGGGCAGAUCCGACCGGGAGACCGGCUGGAGGCGGUGGAGGGCCGCAGCGUGGUCAGCCUGCCGCACAGGGAGCUGGCGCAGAUACUGCGCAGGGCGGGCAACACCCUGCGCCUCACCAUUGUCCCACGCUCUAGCACCCACUCCUCCGAGCACUCUGACUAUGAAUAUGAUCCCCAUUACAGGAGCAAGAAGCCUCACAGGCCCAAACCGAAGGACUCCUCACCGUACUACAGUGCUGAGCUGGAGAGAGGGUCCACCGGUUUUGGCUUUAGUCUGAGAGGGGGGAGUGAGUAUAAUAUGGGCCUUUAUGUCCUUGGCCUGAUGGAGGGAGGACCAGCCUCGCGCAGCCGCAAAAUACAGGUGAGUGAUCAGUUAGUGGAAAUCAAUGGGAGGAGCACAGCAGGGAUGAGCCAUGGUCAGGCUGUGGAGCAGAUCCGCAGUGCUGGCCACAGAAUCCACCUCGUCCUCAAGAAGGGCAACGGAUACGUUCCCGACUACGGCCGUGAUCACAGAACAGCCGUCUCCUCCCUGCCCCCAACCCUGCAGUCGCGUGUGGCUACAGUGAGCCGUGCCCGGCGUCGCCCCGCAACUAUACCUGGCCCCCCGAGCACAGCACGCAGGACCCACAGCCAGGGCGCCAGGAUAGAGGGAGGGGAGGGGAAUCCCGAAAGCGGGGAGGGCACAGGUCAUAGAUCAAAGCACAGGGGGAGGAGUCGAGCCUCACGCAGUUUGUCCAGAAACGGGCCCGGAGGGGCCAGUGAGGAAGAGGAGGAUAAACCGGCAGUAAGGGGGAGAGAAAGGGAGAGAGGGAGGAGGAGAGAAGAGAGGGAAAAGAGGAGUAAAAGCGAGGAGAGCUGGAGACAGUUCGGGAAUGACGGAGGGGCUGGGAGAGAGCUGGAGCAUGGGGAGCGCAGGCGGGAGAGAGGGGACAAACCAAGCCAGUGCUGCAUGCAGCGGGAGUGGGACAGCAAGGGUGAAAGAAAGUGUGGAAAGGAGGAGGAUCGGAAGGUUCUCGGAGAAAACUGGCAAGAUGAGGAAAGAGGCGGGCCCUCGUGGGAAAGGGGCGGGGAGAGAGCGGGCAAGACUGAGAGCGGGCCGCCAAGCAAGAGAGACGGGCGACGGCCUGAGGGAGAGUCUGACAGCUGCGUCGUACAUGCGACGCCCAGGGAUUGCAGGAGUGGGAGCACGUGCAAGCAGAUGCUGGAUGCGAGACCCUCCAGCACCGAGUUGCCCCUGCCGGCCACCCCUGUCCUAAAGCCAGAUCGUCUGUCCAGCCACCUCUUGCCUUUCAGCUCCACCCAUAGCCUGAUCUCUCAGGGGCCAGCAGGGCCCUCGCAUUCCCUCUACGCCCCUUUCUCCUUUCUCAUGUCCCCUGAGCCUGAGUACCCUGUGUCGGAUUCUGACGCGAGUGUGUCUGACGUCAGCGCCUCGGCCGCCAGCAUCUCCGGCCUCUCGACAUACUGGGGUGAAAGACGUGGCUCGGGGGCCCGGAGCACUUUACCACCGGGGCCCUGGCUCAAACCCAGCCCACGUGUGCUCAGAAGAGUGAUGGAGAAGAACAGACUGACAGAGGAAGGAAAGAGAAAAGCAGGAACAACAACCUCCCUCUCUUGAGGAAGCUCGGGAAUGUCUGUCGUCACUUUAGUCAGGUGAAAUCAUGCGAGAAAUGUUUUUUGCCCAAAAACAUGGCUUAAUUUUGAAUUAAAGUAUAUAUAAGGUCCAGGUUUGUAAGCUACAGCUAUCACGGUCCUUUGCAUAAGCUAAGUACACAGCAUAUGCAGUGUUAAUAUAUUCCCAAGGGUGAUAUGUAUGAACGGUGUCUUACUGCUCUUCUCUCUCCUUAGAUGAGGGCUUGAAGAGAGUAUCACAAGUUUCAUGUCACCGUGUAUGUUUGUACUGGGUGCAUGUUUUCCACUGAGUUCUGGAUUUGUACAAUAUCACUCGGUGUGCGACCACUUUUCAGCUGUUGGCCAACUACUCUUUUGUCUCUUCUUUUUCAGUUUUAGAGUUAUUUUUAAGCUUGUAUCUAUAGAAGGAAAAAGUGGGUGAAUGUAGUUCUCUUCAGAUUGCAGGAGAAGCAUAAAGCAAUAACUUGCCUAAAGCCAAGACAUAUUACUAAUUAUAUGAUAAAUAAAUGAAGGACAGUAUGUGCUAUUUAUAUUGUAUAUUUGCCUAUUACAAACUGUAUAAUACAAUAACCAUGUUAUUGUACCCCAUUUUUCCUUGGACAUCUUGACUCAAAUAGCAAUUGCAGUGUUUGUCCCUUGAAAACAUUACAGUGUAAUGACAAUGUAUAAGGCUAUAUAGUGUCGGUAGUUCUAUUGUAUAUUCAGUAAUAUAUAUUAUAAAGGAUUGUGGUAAGUGCUCUCAUUUUGAACCCCAGUCCUAUGGGAUCUGUCCUCUAAGUGCCCCUUUUUGUUGCCUUGUGCUUCCUGUCACUUGACUCUUGUGACCUCAGUGACCUCUAUUUAAGAGGAACCUAGAAUACAUUUGACUGACAAAUGUUUGAUAAAUGAUCGCCAUGGCAAAAAUUACUGAUAUUUUGCAUUGUCUGUGAAAGUUCAUACUGUCCUGUGGGAUUGGGUGUAUUGCGCUAAUCUGCAUCUGCAGACCAGUGAACCGAAGGUAUUAUGGAAUGUCCUGUUGGAAUAGCCAUGCACUGCAGGUCAGAAUCCCAAAUGCAAAGAUCCAUGAGACAGUUAAAAGGGCUUAGCUAAGCAGCGCGGUCCAACCUGACACAGUCAAGACACAGGACUGCGCAAAAUGUUGUUUGUUAAAUCAUUACCGCGGUGUUAGUGUUUGCAAUCCUGAUUCGCAGCCAGCUCCAGCAUGCAAUGAGCCCUCUAAGAAAUCACAAAAGUAUCCAGACCAAUUCAUGUUGGUCCAGUUAAGCAUUCUGUGGUUGCUUUCAAAGCAGUCAUAUGAUCUAAUAAACGUAAAUACAGUCCUAUCUUUUGCCUUCUCACAUCAAAGGUUUAUCAGCAUGUUUUCAUUUUACUUAUUGUGCAUUGCAGUUGUGGUGUGUUGCAAUACCAUCACAAACUAAUACUUAAUCACUCAACUCUAACCAAGGCACCAAUCUCCCUCUGCUUCCUUGGACUGUGCUGAUGUGUCUGUCAUUCAGUACUGGCUGUAAGUCAUAGACAUGGGCUCACUUUAAGACUUUGACCUUUUAUUAAUUGUGGCUGUUUUCAUGUUUUUUCAACCAAAGAACAGGAAAUCUUUAUAAGCUGGAAAUAGUCUGUUUGCAAUAUGCAGUGACUUCAAGCCAACCAUGGGGAGCCUCUUUAGGGAACUGUCUCAGAGAGGACCUUUUGUCUUUAUUGACGAAGUGCUUAUUAACGAGAGAGAGGACAAGAGACAAUGAGAGCGUGAGAGAGAAAGAGAGAGAGAGAGAGGAAAGAGUGACAGAAACUUAUGUGUGUUCACGUUUUUACCUCAUUAGGUCUGAACGAUCAAGUAUGGGCAGUGAACAUCAAUAUUGUGUUCAACCUGCUAUUCAGCCCUGAACUAGUGCAGAUGAAUUAUUGACUAGUUUGUGCCUCAGGAGAAAGGGCUUAACAGACAUGCAAAACUAUGUGUAUGUGUGUGUGCAUGCGUGCACGUGUGCGUGCGUGUGUGCGCGCGCACGUGUGUGUAUGUAUGUGUGUGUGUGCGUGCACUUUUCUCCGGAGGUACAAGGUUCCAGUCCAGAUUUCAAAAUAUGUCAUUUAAAUUAUUUUGUACUCAGUGAUAUUACAGUGCUAGAUGCCAACUGUAUAUAAACCAAUAUGAUGUCAUCAUAUUAAGCCAUUCAGAUCCAAGUAUAGUUUAUAUGUAUGCUCCCAGCAGGCCUGGGGUCAGUUCUAGUGGCAGUCUAAUGUCUGUGCUGUACAUAUUAGAGUAGACUGAGAGUAUUUAUAAAUGUAUCAUAAUAUACAGGAAAUGAGCCAAUGCCAUCUGAGUCUUUAUAUUUGAGUUACUUUCCUCCUUUUGCAAUAUAUUCAGAGAGAAAUACGGAGUUCACCAUUUCUCUGUAAUCAUGUCUAUGGCCAUGUAUGUAUUGUAAAUAAAUAUAUAUAUAUCUAUAUAUAUAUAUCUAGAUAGAUAGAUAGAUAGAUAGAUAGAUAGAUAGAUAGAUAGAUAGAUAGAUAGAUAGAUAGAUAGAUAGAUAGAUAAACAUAUAUACAAGUGUACAGUUUAGUAUUGACAUGAAAAUGAAUAAUAUUUCUUUUAUGAUUAUGUUGCUAUGUUCAACUAUAACCCAAAUGCAGGUAUAAAAAUUAUAUUAAAGUAAUAAAGAUGUAUAUUAUAAAUUAACAAUCUCUUGCUGUCUUCUGUAAGAUGCUGUCAACAAAACAUGGAGCCAUGGUAGAAAAUCAGCUAUUUUAAGUAUAUUUAGUACAAAGUAUA
Messenger RNA from Electrophorus electricus (electric eel), 7343 nucleotides. The record is from RefSeq and is a predicted model, not a curated record. Lineage: Eukaryota; Metazoa; Chordata; Actinopteri; Gymnotiformes; Gymnotidae.